Prorocentrum cordatum is the source of this 648-nucleotide messenger RNA. NCBI's taxonomy places the organism in Eukaryota, Dinophyceae, Prorocentrales, Prorocentraceae. The record is from the annotation of a GenBank genome assembly.
AUGACGCACGCGCGCGGGGAGAGUUGCUGGAAGUACUCGGGCAACAAGACCACGAAAAUCUGCCGCCACGGCUUCUACUGCAUCGUCACGCUCGUGGACUGGCGCAGGUGCAGGCGAGGGAAGCCCCUCCUGACCGCCAUGUUCGCGGUGCGGUCCUUGACGCGCGGCAUGCAGGGUCGUCCGUUGCACUUCCAGCUCCGCCCGUCAGAAUGCAUCACCGACCACGUCAGCGACCCGAGGGCGUGGUUGGACAAGGGCGAAGAGCUUCCGCGCGUCGGCUCGCGGCCAAACUCGGGAUACACGAGCGCGCGCGAGCCGAGCGAUGCCGACGCUUGGGUCAAACGCCCAGAGGUGCUGGAAGAGCCGCUCGCGUGGACGGACGACUGCUCGCUAGAGGAGUGGCGGGACAUUAUGCUGCAAUGCCCGACGAAGCACGCGAAGAGCGAGGACACGGAGGACGCGGGCGCCACGGCCGCCUUUGCGGACCAGUUGGAUGUGGCCACCCAGGUCACCUUCAGCGACGGCCUGAACAUGGGCUUCUACAUCAACUCGCACGCGACGGAGCAGUGCCCCGGCAUGGAGGAUGUCCUCGCGGAGAUGCGGCGCGGCCUGGACCUGGAACGGCUGCAGGCACAACGACAGGCAUAG